Molecule: messenger RNA, 6834 nt
Organism: Ochotona curzoniae (black-lipped pika)
Lineage: Eukaryota; Metazoa; Chordata; Mammalia; Lagomorpha; Ochotonidae
Gene: SORT1
Product: sortilin 1
Exons: 21
Coding region: 52-2643 (863 amino acids)
Biological process (GO): endocytosis; vesicle organization; Golgi to endosome transport
Cellular component (GO): Golgi apparatus; membrane
Molecular function (GO): protein binding
Source: RefSeq, a predicted model, not a curated record
UGGGCGGGCGCGCCGGGCGGCAGGUGUCAGCGGCGUCGGCACUCGGCGGCGAUGGAGCGGCCCCGGGCAGCUGCGGACGGCCUGUCGCGCCGGCCCCGCGGCCUCGGCCUCCUCUUCCUCCUGCAGCUGCUGCCGCCCGCGACUCUCGGACAGGAUCGGCUGGACGCUCCGCCGCCCGCCGCGCCCCUGCCGCGCUGGUCCGGCCCGCUCGGCGUGAGCUGGGGGCUGCGCGCGGCCGCGGCCGGGGGCCUGUUCACCCGCGGCGGCCGUUGGCGCCGCAGCGCGCCGCGGCAGGACGGGGACUGCGGCGGGCUCCCGGGCUUCGUCGCCAAGCUGGCCAACAACACGCACCAGCAUGUCUUUGAUGAUCUCAGCGGUUCCGUGUCCUUGUCCUGGGUUGGAGACAGCACUGGGGUCAUUCUAGUCUUGACCACCUUCCAUGUGCCACUGGUAAUUAUGACUUUUCAACAGUCCAAGCUGUAUCGAAGUGAGGAUUAUGGAAAGAACUUUAAGGACAUCACACACCUCAUCAACAGUUCCUUCAUUCGAACAGAAUUUGGCAUGGCUGUUGGUCCAGAGAACUCUGGCAAGGUGAUAUUAACAGCCGAGGUGUCUGGAGGAAGUCGGGGAGGAAGAAUCUUCAGAUCCUCAGAUUUUGCAAAGAAUUUUGUACAGACAGAUCUCCCUUUUCAUCCUCUGACUCAGAUGAUGUACAGCCCUCAGAAUUCCGAGUACCUUUUAGCACUGAGCACUGACAAUGGCCUCUGGGUGUCCAAGAACUUUGGAGGAAAAUGGGAAGAAAUCCACAAAGCAGUAUGUUUGGCCAAAUGGGGAUCAGGAAACAGCAUCUUUUUUACCACCUACGUCACGGGCUCCUGCAAAGCUGACCUUGGAGCACUGGAAUUAUGGAGAACUUCCGACUUGGGAAAAAGCUUCAAAACCAUCGGGGUGAAAAUCUACUCAUUUGGUCUUGGGGGCCGUUUCCUUUUUGCCUCGGUGAUGGCUGAGAAGGAUACGACAAGAAGGAUCCAUGUGUCGACUGAUCAGGGUGACACGUGGAGCAUGGCGCAGCUCCCCUCUGUGGGACAGGAGCAGUUCUACUCCAUCCUGGCAGCCAACGACGACAUGGUGUUCAUGCAUGUGGAUGAGCCCGGAGACACUGGGUUCGGCACCAUCUUUACCUCUGAUGACCGGGGCAUCGUGUAUUCCAAGUCUUUGGACCGCCAUCUCUACACCACGACAGGCGGAGAGACGGACUUCACCAAUGUGACCUCCCUCCGUGGGGUCUACAUGACCAGCACGCUCUCAGAAGAUAAUUCUAUCCAGACUAUGAUCACUUUUGACCAAGGAGGCAGGUGGCAGCGCCUGAGGAAGCCUGAGAACAGUGAAUGCGAUGCAACAGCGAAAAACAGGCAUGAGUGCAGCCUCCAUAUCCAUGCUUCCUACAGCAUCUCCCAGAAACUAAACGUGCCCAUGGCCCCACUCUCAGAGCCUAAUGCCGUAGGCAUAGUCAUCGCCCACGGUAGUGUGGGGGAUGCCAUCUCGGUGAUGGUCCCAGAUGUGUACAUCUCAGAUGAUGGGGGUUACUCCUGGACCAAGAUGCUGGAUGGACCGCACUACUACACCAUCCUGGACUCUGGAGGCAUCAUUGUGGCCAUUGAGCACAGCAGCCACCCUAUCGAUGUGAUUAAGUUCUCUACAGAUGAAGGACAGUGCUGGCAAUCCUACACAUUCACCAAGGAACCCAUCUAUUUCACUGGCCUGGCUUCAGAACCUGGGGCCAGGUCCAUGAAUAUCAGCAUUUGGGGUUUCACAGAGUCUUUCCUGACCCGCCAGUGGGUCUCCUACACCAUCAAUUUUAAAGACAUCCUGGAAAGGAACUGUGAAGAAAAAGACUACACCAUCUGGCUAGCGCACUCCACAGACCCUGGAGACCACGAAGACGGCUGCAUCUUGGGCUAUAAAGAGCAGUACCUCCGGCUGCGCAAGUCUUCCGUCUGCCAGAAUGGUCGAGACUAUGUUGUCACCAAGCAGCCGUCCAUCUGUCCCUGUUCCCUGGAGGACUUCCUCUGUGAUUUUGGCUACUUCCGCCCAGAAAAUGACUCCAAGUGUGUGGAACAGCCAGAACUGAAGGGCCAUGACCUCGAGUUUUGUCUGUAUGGGAGAGAAGAGCACCUGACAACAAACGGGUAUAGGAAAAUUCCAGGAGACAGAUGCCAAGGUGGGGUGAAUCCAGCUAGAGAAGUGAAAGACUUGAAAAAGAAAUGCACAAGCAACUUUCUGAGUCCAGAAAAACAGGACUCUGGCCCACAGGGACACAGCUUGUCCCAGAAUCCAGCUCCGCCUCCUCUUGGAUACACUGAAAACACACACUUCCUAUCUCCCACCCAGAAGCAGAAUUCCAAGUCAAAUUCUGUUCCAAUUAUCCUGGCCAUCGUGGGAUUGAUGCUGGUCACAGUGGUGGCAGGAGUGCUGAUUGUGAAGAAGUACGUCUGUGGAGGAAGGUUCCUGGUCCAUCGAUAUUCUGUGCUGCAACAGCAUGCAGAGGCCAACGGCGUGGAUGGGGUGGACACCUUGGACACAGCCCCACAUGCUCACAAAAGUGGCUAUCAUGAUGACUCAGAUGAGGACCUGCUGGAAUAGCUCCUUCAAGGAAGCUGGAGCUGAGUGUGAAUGAUGGAACCGCGGUACCUCCUACACCCCCAUGGCUCCAGCUCGGGGGAAUAAAGUUCCCAUUGCGAGAGACCCAGCUCUGUUUUUGCUGCUUCCAUGAAAGCCAAAAGGACUGACACUAAAGACACGCCGGGUGGGGGUGGGGAACCGCACUUAUGAUUGGCUCCAAAAAGAAGGGAAACCAUUUAAAUUCUUCUAACUUUUCACCUCAAGUUCUAUUUUUUUGUAAAGUAUGGGCUUUGGUUUUGUUUUCUUGUCUUAAGGAUAAUGAAAUGGAAUUGGAAAGGGACCGACCAACCCCCGUCUUGUGUAUUCUGCGUGACACCUACCCCAGGGCAUCUGCCAACUCUGACAUCAACUCUCAUGAUUGGUGCUGACAAAGGCUCUGCUGGUGACACGAAGCAGUGGCUGCUGUGACAACUGGGGACUGUGGUGCCUAGCCCUGGGGUCAGCCCUGCUCCUGGAGCAUGGCCCACCAGCCCCUCACACAGUUCCCCGCUGCAGCUUUCUCUUCCACAGAGACCACAGGCCACCGUGAUUUUUCCUUUCCCCUGUUUAAUUAGGCAAUACCCUUGUUAAUUGCCCUUUGGCAACUAACUUAACCAUGUGCUUCCAAGACACUAAAUCAGGAAAAUGUUAACAGGGCAAUAUUUUUAACUUGGGGCAGGAAGAAGGGAGCAGCCGAGAACUGACUAGAUUUAGCACCUAUUAAAGGAGAAACUCAUGCUGCUUUUGAGCUCUUUCAAGCUGUGCUUUGUGUGUGUGCCAGUGGACUUGCUCAAGGACGGGGUCCGGGCUUGCCUGGAGAACUGCCCAGGCUGGGCGCACUCCCUGGAGCUGAUGGUGGUGCCCACGGGGCAGCCCCAAGGACUGAGCUGCAGUCUCCCCUUCCUCCUCUGGCCUGGUGGGGGGGUUGGCUUAAUGUCCUGUCAUCACAGUGGCUGUCUCUGCUGCUUGCUUCUGAGUUGCUCUUGUCCAUGGAGCCAGAACUUUAGAUAUUUUCAGAUUUAUAGACUUUUUAAAAACAAUAAUAAAGAUUUUAUUAUCAAGCUCUCUUCACCCAUUUCCGCCUCCCCUCACCCCAACUUUGCCAAGUCCUUUUUUUACACAAGACUUCUGGCUGAAAACACUUCCAGUCUAGAAGAUGCUUUGUGUAAUGCGUUAGAUUCAGAUUUUCAAUUUAAGGAAAUUUUCCAUUUGACGUUUCUUCAAAUUAAAUAUGCUAUAGGAUGCAGUUGGGUGGGUUUGGCAGUGGCCAUAUAGAAUAUGGAAAGCUGCAAUAAUUUGUUGUAAUACAGGUUGAACAUUUGCUAUAUAGGAACAUAGCAUAUUAAGCUUUUGAUCCGAAUGUAUCUACUGUGCUGGCCACAGUUUCCCCCAGAAAUGGUGAUUGGGAGAUUCUUUGGAAGAUACCACUUGCUGCUAGUUAAUUGUGUGGCUAAAAAGUCAAUUUAAACUCAGUGUGCCAAAUUAACUUCUGUCAGAAUGGGUGAGCAGAUGGCCGAGUUCUCUCCUCCCCAGCAUCAGGGAAGUGGGGGGGGGGGGGGAGGGUUUGAGGAGAGAGAAUUUGAAAAGACUUAAAACUGCAAUGAAAUUCAGUGAGUCAGGGAGCUCUAGUUAGAAAAUACAAUUAGAGCAGUUUCUGUGCAGAGAAUGAAUGUUUGUUAGAACAAGGGACACCCCCUUUGCAUACUUCUAAAAUCAGUUCCAAAGACGUGCCCACUCACAAAUCAUCACAGUGUGGUCAGCCUUUGCUCCACACUCACCUCUUUCCCAAAGUGGAUCUGAUGCCCAGAAAAGACCUGUUAGCACUGCACAGCUUCCUCCCUCAGCACACACCAUAUAUGGUAAUGAACUCUUUAGUUCCUAGGUGUAGGAAAGUUGAUGUUCUUUGCUUAUGGUGCUAUCUGGGAUUUCUGUAGACCUUAGCAUUCUCAGAGCACUUGAACUUGAAUGACAUCAUUUGAAUCGCACAGUGUUCUUGUGAUGGAUCUAAGAAACCAAAAGUGAGGAAACCAGGAAUGUUCCCUGUGUCAGGAACAGCUCUAGACUCUUGCCAUCACUGCACUGGCUAAGCGCUCAAUGCCACACCUGCUUUCUGAGAGGGGUUAUGCCACUUUGGGGCAGGGAUCAGGGGGUUAGGGGCAGACCGAGUAAGGCAUGCCACACAGUACUCUUUUGCCACCUAAGUGAGCAAAGUGCUUCUGCUGUUUUUUAUGGCUGAAACGGUACGGAAACCACCCCUCUGUCCCUCAUGAAGGUUGACUGCUGCAGGGCUGUGUGGGGGUGGGGUCCCGCUCCCAGCCCUGUCCCACACCUGCUGGUCAGCUCCACUGGUGAACUUCCACUGAGCUGAUUCCCUUCUCUGUAUGGCCAGUGGGCUUCCUGUCUGACCCUGACUCACUCAACAGAGUAGGCCUUCAGCAAGAGUAAAGUAGCCUAUGUUUGUGACAACUUCUUUCAAAAACAGAAAAGAAAACUUCCUGAUUUGUCCUGCUCAUGGCAGGAGAGUUAGUUAUCUUUGAGGAUACAACAUAGCCCAUUCCAAGCUUGAGGUGGUAAAGAGACUAUCCUUGGGAGGUUGCAAGAGUGUAAUUUGGCAUGUAAGAUAGAUUGGACACAUCAAACCAUCCAAAGUGCUCUGGGCUCCUAAGUCCAAAUGGAUAACACUCACCCUUCCUGCCCUGGACUUAAGGUAGCCUUGGGGUUUUAAAGUGAGAUCAGAGACAAGGGAUGGACACACCUUUGCUGUCGAUUGAAUGAGGAUUCUAUCUAGAAGGAGAAAGGCCUUUGGAAAGUUAUGACACUUCUGGGAAUAGUUCAGAAGAUUGGAUAGAUUAACUGUACCUGAAAUUGAGAAUUUACCACUUGCCUCCAAAUAGGCCUUCAGAGUGCAUCUCUUACUUGUAGAUUUGCCUCUGGUUUCCUGUAUGCCCAUACUGACCUUUCACCCCUGAUAGACUAGCAAAGUGCUGGCCACCUCCAUCUCCUGCAAUGAGCCUGUAAACCAUAGCUGGUUUUCCCAGGGCCUCUGUCACCAUACCAGCAUGCAAGGAAGAGCUCGGGUCCUCCACACCGGCUCCAGGGUAAUGACUAAUCCGAUUUCACGUUUUUAUCCCCCAGGCGUAGAGAGUCUCCAUUUAGGAGAGCUGUGUAGAGCCCCACACCUGUACACAUGGCCUAGAGUUCACCUUGGAAUUGUCGGUACAGCCCCAUUGCCCUCAGUUGAAGCCAGGAUAUUUGGAACUGCUAGGAUGGAAUGGAGUGCUGCCUUUAAACUUUGUCACCUUUCUUUAUAUAGGAAAGUAAACGUCCUGUGAACAAAACCAAAGUUUAAGAUUUGCCAUGUGGUGGAGUGACAGGGAGGAUUGGAGUCAGCAGGCGCCAGAGUUUGUAUUCCACCUGCCAGUGCUUUGCCCGGCUCCGGCAGCUCUGGGAACACUGACCUGCCCUCACAGAGCCUGGGCCUUGUCCUCCGGAAGGAGUAGUAAAGUAGCAGAAGCUUGUUGAUUUCUCAGUUGUGUUGCGUUACAACAACAUGUUUAUAAAUUUUAAUUUGAAAUUGUCAACAACUUGCUGUAUGCAAGGGUUUUUUUCGCAAUAGUACAUCCUUCAGCAUUGUUUAUAUGGAAUAGCAAACUAAUCUGUACCUUUAUAUAUAUAUAUCUAUGUACAUAUAUACAUGUAUAAACUGUAUAGUGUACAUGUUAAUGACUGAUUCGCCCCAGCUCCCUCGCUCCGCAUGCCCUCAGUUCCCUGAUGAUCCUGCCCAACUCCCCUCUAGAGAGGAGGUCGCACUCCCCUUUUCCUAGUGCACAGAAAUGCUCAGGGUCCCCAUGUGCCUGUGCCCAACCCUCACUUGUCUCUUGUCCCUUUUCUGAGCAUGUGGUCCCCCUCCCCCACCCACCACCUCCGCAAGCUGUGGACCACUGCCUUCCUAGGAGAGUGUGAAGCAGUAUUAAGAUCACUACUGCAUGUGCACUAGAAACCCAAGUUUUCUGUACCCAUGGGACAGAAAAAUUGCAUGUGAGGUGGGAUAAUCAAGUUCCAGUGAUCCAUGUCAGUUACACAGCAAAGCCAGACCCCAUACUAAAAUUCUACAAAAUGGAAAUAAAACUCCAAUUUCUUUAGCACUGUAUAAAUAAAUCUGAAUAUGUUUAA